Astyanax mexicanus (Mexican tetra) is the source of this 1308-nucleotide messenger RNA. RefSeq names its product trace amine-associated receptor 1-like. The transcript has a single exon. Lineage: Eukaryota; Metazoa; Chordata; Actinopteri; Characiformes; Acestrorhamphidae. The record is from RefSeq and is a predicted model, not a curated record. Bases 6 to 1028 code for a protein of 340 amino acids. Gene Ontology annotation, cellular component: membrane. Gene Ontology annotation, biological process: G protein-coupled receptor signaling pathway. Gene Ontology annotation, molecular function: trace-amine receptor activity.
UCAGAAUGAACUUCAGCGAAGUUCAAAUAGUGAACAUUUCUCCAGUUUGCUAUGAAUUUUUAAAUGGGUCUUGUCCAAAAUUUACAUAUCCUGUCCCUUUGAGGGUGUCACUUUACUUGUUCCUUAGCUUAGUGGUGAUUUUAACAGUAUUUGGAAAUCUUUUUGUUAUUCUAACUAUUGUUCAUUUUAAGCAACUUCACAUGCCAACCAACUUCCUUGUUCUGUCUCUGGCUGUAACUGAUCUGCUGCUGGGUGGAUUUGUGAUGCCUCUUUGCAUGGUACAAUUCAUAGAGACUUGCUGGUACUUGGGCAUUUUAUUUUGUAAAAUAUACAACAGUGUUGUAAUUAUGUUAUGUACUGCUUCAAUUAUAAAUUUAGCUUUUAUAUCUAUUGAUAGAUAUUAUGCUGUAUGUAAACCUCUGCAGUACCACAGUAAAAUCACUCCGUUUGUCACAUUUAUCAUGAUUUUUAUCUGCUGGGCUGUCUCAACAGUAGUUGGGUUUGUUAUAAUAUUUUUGGAACUCAAUAUUUUAGGCAUUGAGGAGUUUUACUAUGAGAAUGUUGCAUGUGAAGGAGGCUGUGUGUUGAUUCAAAGUGCAGCAUCGAGCACUUCUUCCUCUUUACUCUCCUUCUACAUCCCAGGUGUUGUGAUGCUCGGUAUAUACAUGAAAAUAUUCCAUGUUGCACAAAAACAAGCAAAGUCUAUUCAGGACUCAAAAUGUAAAAAUACUGAAUCAAAAAUCAGGAAAGAAGAGAAAAAAGCAACCAAAACAUUGGCUGUAAUUUUGGGGGUGUUUCUUUCACUUUGGAUGCCGUUUUUUAUUUGUAAUUUUAGUCUCCCUUUUAUAGGUUACUCAAUUCCUCCAUUUUUGAUUGAAGCGCUUGCUUGGACUGGUUAUAUGAAUUCAACAUUUAACCCUGUUGUUUAUGCUUUCUUCUACAAGUGGUUUAGGAAAGCAUUCAGGAUUAUAUUGUCAGGUCAAAUAUUUCAGCCAGGCUCUUCAAGAAUGAAUCUAUUUUCACACUAAAAACAAAAUGGAAAAAUGUUAUUGCUUUUUAAAGAAAAUUGAAAUGUUAUGCCCCUAAAAGCAACUAAAGUAUAAAUUCAAUAUAUAUUGUGUAUACUGGACCUACGCUUUGAUUUCUAUUCAAAUAGACUAUUCAUGAAGUAAUUAAGCCCUUUGGACAAAAGUGAUGACAUAAUGUAAUGAUGUUAAUAACUUUAAUUGCACAAAAAGUAUACAUUUCUGAAUGUCUCUGAAUCUUUGAUUUCAUCUGAACUUCCAAUAAACAUGCCCGAUGUAAUAA